UGUCAACAAGGAAGUCAAAAACGAAAAUUGUUGAUGCAGUUUGUACGAUUUGAGUCGGUUAUGGUAGAUACAGAAAUGAUAACCGAAAACGACGGAAUCCGAUCUAUAUUUCGGUAUAUUUUUAUGUUUUUUUUAUACUGUUUAACCCACGAAAUGGACCAGUCAAAGUCCCGUGCACAUGAAAGUACUCGAGAAAAAUGUAGAACUUGAUGUCCUUGCCAAACAAUUACAGCAAUGCACUAAGUGUUUCAUUCCUUUGCACCUGCAUAACUCACUUGGAGUCAGACCCCUUGGCUUGUCAGGAAUUUUGUUUGUUCAGUGUACUGAAUGUGGAAAUAUUGACAGAAUCAAAUUGGGCAAAACUCACUAUCGUACUGAAGUAAAGAGAGGAAAUGGUAUUUUUGAUAUAAAUACUAAAGUGGCUACAGGGAUGAUCCAUGCUGGAAUUGGGGAAACCCAACUGAACAACCUACUUGCAGCAAUGAACAUCCAUUGUAUUAACCCAAAGACCCUAAAGGAAAGAGAAAUGGAAAUUGGAGAAGUCCUUGAAAGCAAUGCAGAGGCCUCAGAAAAGAAUUUUUUAUUAGAGGAAGCCAUUGAAGCAAUAACACUUGAUGAAGAUAGUCAACAACAAAAGGGUAUAAAUGCCUCAACAGAUACAUGCUGGCAGAAGAAGGGUUCAGGAAGAGCAUAUAACAGUUUAUCAGGAGUGGCAUCACUAAUCGGGCAAAAGACUGGAAAAGUAUUGCAUCAUACCAUGAGAUCUGGGGAUUGUAGAGUAUGUACCAUUGCUAAUAGAAAAGGAGAAGUUCCAAGAAAACACAAGUGUACUAAAAACUGGACUGGAUCAGCAAAAGCUAUGGAGCCUGACAUGGUUGUCCAGAUGAUCAGAGAUUUAAAUGAACAAAAUGUCCCAAUAUCUGAACUUGCUGGGGAUGAUGAUUCUACUGGAUACAAUAGAGCCAUGAAAGAAAUGCCAGAUUUACAAAUGGUUAAAACCAGUGAUCGUAACCAUGUAACCAAAAAUAUAGUUAAUAAACUGUAUAGCUUGAAGCCAAAACAUAAGGAAUUAUCUGUGAUGGUGAUUAAUGCUAUUACCAGAAACUUUGCUUAUAUGUUGGACCAAAACAAAGGAAACCAAGCUGGAAUAGAAAAUGGAUUAAGGGCUUCAAUUGAUCACAUUUUUGGUGAACAUGCACACUGUAUGCAAAGUUGGUGUGGCUAUUUAAAAGACAAAAGCACCUAUAAACAUUCUAGUCUUCCUCAUGGAAAAGACUUAAAAUCUUUAGACCUGAAGUCCGAUCUAGAAAAAUUGUUCCUGGACAAAUUGGUGCCAAACUCAAAGAAACUGGCGAAUCUAGCAAGCUCACAAGCUAAUGAGAGUUUGAAUAUGACCAUAGCUACUAAAGCACCAAAAUACAAACAUUACUCGGCCUCAUCCAGCUUAAGCUACAGAGUGAGUUCAGCAGUACUGCAGAAAAAUGAAGGCUAUGGCUAUGUGUCUGAGGUACAUGAAUCAUCUGGAUUAUCACCUGGUGGUGAAACAGUUAAAAGAUCAUUGAAAUUGAACAGAAAGAGAGACAGAAAGUCAACCGUUUCGAAGACAAAAGAGGGGAAAAAACAACGUCUGCUUCUGAAGAAGAAAAGAACUUCCAAGAAUUCUGGAAUGGAAGUCAGAGAAGGAAAAACUUACGAAAGUGAAAUAGGAAUUGAACAUCCAGAUCAAGAAGAAAUUCCUGAAGUUAUGGAGAUUGGCGAAGUUGACAAAGAAGCAAUGACAGUUGCACCUUUGUUGGUGUUUGACUUGGAAACCACAGGACUUAGUAGAUCAUCUGAUAUUAUACAACUUGCAGCUUAUUCAAAGGACAGCACUUUUGAUACAUACAUCUUGCCAAGCCAACCAAUAUCAAAGGAAGCCACCAACAUUACAAAGAUCACAGUGUGUGGAAACAAUAUGCUGUACAAUUCAAAACCAGUCAACUUUAAAUAUCCACAUCAAGCUCUUACUGAUUUUAUUACAUUUCUGUCAGAAUUUUCAUGCAAACCAAUUCUUGUUGGUCAUAAUAUAAAAAGAUUUGACUGUCAUAUUUUAUACAAUGCAUUAAGAUUUUAUAACAUGUACUCAGAGUUUUGUAGCCAUAUUAUUGGAUUUGUGGAUAGUUUAGAUGUAUUUAAACAUGUUGUUCCUGGACUAGCUUCUUAUAGUCAGACUAGUCUUGUUGACACACUUCUUGAUGAAACCUAUGCUGCUCAUAAUGCCCUAGAGGACACUAGAUUGUUGUUUAGAUUAGUUACUUGUACAUCACAAGGAAAUGUUAUAUCUGAUAACAUCACAGGUUUUAUUUUUUCUCCUAACUAUCCACAUAACUGUCACAUUCAGCAAGAUAAUUUGAAAACUUUUAGUGAGGCUAUUAACUGUAAAGCUGUAUCUAAAGCAACAGCCUUGAAAGCUGCACAUUCAAAUUUAAGGUUGUCUCAUUUAAAGUUGUCCAUUGAAAGAAAUGGAAUAGAUGGAUUACGUGCAUUGUUGUCAGAACUUACAAUUCAAGGAAAAGUGCCUGUUACCAGCUGUAAAAAGGUUAUUCAGAAGCUAUAUGACUUUUUGACCCGUGAAACUUAAGGUGGCUUGGGCGAGUUCCAACUUACACUGAUAAAUUUCUUUUUUUUUAUAUAUUUUUAAAUUUUAAGUGAUUGGCUUAAUAACAAUAUAUUUGCUCAUCCAACAUGUCAGUGUUAGGGGACAUACCAGUCUCUAACCAAAAAC
This is a messenger RNA of Mytilus californianus (California mussel), 2764 nucleotides long. RefSeq lists its product as uncharacterized. Gene Ontology annotation, molecular function: 3'-5'-DNA exonuclease activity; nucleic acid binding. The coding region runs from base 179 to 2620 and encodes 813 amino acids. NCBI's taxonomy places the organism in Eukaryota, Metazoa, Mollusca, Bivalvia, Mytilida, Mytilidae. The record is from RefSeq and is a predicted model, not a curated record. Gene Ontology annotation, biological process: DNA catabolic process. The transcript is spliced from 8 exons. Gene Ontology annotation, cellular component: cytoplasm.